Molecule: messenger RNA, 993 nt
Organism: Trichoderma reesei QM6a
Lineage: Eukaryota; Fungi; Ascomycota; Sordariomycetes; Hypocreales; Hypocreaceae
Exons: 1
Coding region: 1-993 (330 amino acids)
Molecular function (GO): catalytic activity
Source: RefSeq, a predicted model, not a curated record
AUGGACAAUUUGAUCAGAAAAACUGUGAAAACCUCUCGAGGCUUUCUCUACACGUAUUAUACAUCUCAAUCAUCGAAUGGAAAGCCGACUGCGUUCCUUCUUCAUGGCUGGCCCGAUCACGCACCCUUGUGGGAGGAUCUCGCGACAAAUCAUAUAAUUCCAAAAGGCUAUGGAGUUAUUAUUCCCGACUGCUUGGGGUUUGGCGAUAGUUCCAAGCCCACCAGACCAGAGGACUUCCAUUCUGUUGGGUUGACCGGCGACUUGAGAGAUAUCCUGGAUGCCGAAAACGUCGAUCAAGUCGUUGUCAGUGGACAUGACUCGGGGGCAGGUCUCGCUCAUCGCUUCUACGCUUAUCAUCCCGAGCGCUGCUCUGGGCUGUUUAUUUUCAACGUUGCAGCGUCCCCACAACCUCAACGGCCUUUCAGCCUGGAGGAAUGGGCUUCAAUGUCGAUGGAAUCGAUGGGCUACUUCCCGGCGUGGUAUUGGUACCUCUUCUGCGAUCCUCUUCUUGGCCCUUCGCUUCUCAAUCAGCACGCCGAGUCGCUAUUUACGGCGUUACAUGCAGAACCAAAGGCUUGGAUGACAACACUCUGUGCUGAAGAUGGACUCAAAGCCUGGUUAAAGCAGGACAAAAAGGGCCCCGUACAGCAAUACGCCACUGAUGAGAUGCGACUGAGGUUCAUAAAACGCAUGACACGAGACGGUUUCGAGAGCCCGCUCUGUUAUUACCGCUCAAAACGAGAUGGCCGUUUCGAUGAGCAAGACUCCCGACUCCCAGCAGACCGAUACAAGAUAAAGGUGCCAUAUCUAUUCGUUGCAGGCACGCAGGAUGUUGUUUGUCGGCCUGAGGCAAUCGAAACCGUGGAAAAACUUGGACUAGUGCCUCAGUUGACGGUGAGACAGGUAGAUGCCGGCCAUUGGUGUAUGCUCGCAAAGCCAGACGAGGUUGGAAAGCUUGUUGUAGAAUGGUUAGACGAUACGUACAGAUGCUAG